Molecule: messenger RNA, 1155 nt
Organism: Drosophila eugracilis
Lineage: Eukaryota; Metazoa; Arthropoda; Insecta; Diptera; Drosophilidae
Product: glutaminyl-peptide cyclotransferase
Exons: 6
Coding region: 39-1073 (344 amino acids)
Molecular function (GO): glutaminyl-peptide cyclotransferase activity; zinc ion binding
Source: RefSeq, a predicted model, not a curated record
UCGCGCUUCAGUGCGUUGCCAAGCUUCAAAGCGUAUAGAUGGGGAUCGGUUCCGUGUUUUUUUUCGCAGCCGGCCUGCUGCUCUUCCUCCUCCCGCUUUCAAAACAACAAGCUCCAACGAGAAACACUGGAUCCCAGUGGCGCGACGAUGAGGUCCAUUUCAACCGCACCCUGGACUCCAUUUUGGUGCCACGCGUCGUUGGUAGUCGGGGACACCAACAGGUGCGCGAGUACCUAGUUCAAGCGCUGAACGGCCUUGGCUUCCAAACGGAAGUGGAUGAAUUCAAGCAGCGAGUUCCAGUUCUCGGAGAGCUUACGUUCGCCAAUGUUGUGGGUACUAUAAAUCCCCAAGCUCAGAAUUUUCUAGCUCUAGCCUGUCAUUACGACAGUAAGUACUUCCCCAAUGAUCCGGGAUUUGUGGGAGCCACAGAUUCCGCUGUGCCUUGUGCCAUUCUGCUGAACACAGCCAAGACCUUGAGUGGGUAUCUGCAGAAAGAGUUUCGCAAUCGCAACGACGUGGGACUUAUGCUCAUAUUCUUCGAUGGCGAGGAGGCUUUUAAGGACUGGACCGAGGCCGACUCCGUGUAUGGUUCAAAGCAUCUGGCCUCAAAGUUGGCCAAAACCCGCAGUGGUUCCCAAUCUAGCGGCCAAGUUCAACUUGCUCCACGCAAUAUAGAUCGAAUCGAAGUGCUGGUGCUGCUGGAUCUUAUUGGGGCGCGGAAUCCUAAGUUCUCGAGUUUUUAUGAGAACACACAUGGACUGCACUCCAGUCUUGUGCAGAUUGAGAAGUCUUUGCGCACUGCUGGGCAGCUGGAGGGCAAUAACAAAAUGUUUUUAAGUCAAGUUAGCGGUGGUCUAGUCGAUGACGAUCAUCGUCCGUUUUUAGAUGAGAAUGUUCCUGUGCUGCACUUGGUGGCCACUCCUUUCCCAGAUGUUUGGCACACACCUCGAGAUAAUGCCGCCAAUCUACACUGGCCGUCCAUACGCAAUUUUAACCGUAUAUUCCGAAAUUUUGUCUACGAAUAUCUUAAAAGGCACACGUCACCAGUGGAUUUACGUUUUUAUCGAACUUAGUUUUUGGGUUGUCUUAUGUAUAAGAUUUAUUAAGCAUAAGUGUAAAGUGUUUUUUUGUUAAUUAAAAAAUGUCCUAAGGCAA